Quercus robur (English oak) is the source of this 1301-nucleotide messenger RNA. RefSeq names its product protein BOBBER 1. Lineage: Eukaryota; Viridiplantae; Streptophyta; Magnoliopsida; Fagales; Fagaceae. The transcript is spliced from 6 exons. Gene Ontology annotation, biological process: protein folding. Bases 152 to 1087 code for a protein of 311 amino acids. The record is from RefSeq and is a predicted model, not a curated record. Gene Ontology annotation, cellular component: cytoplasm.
CUAAAGAUUUCGAAACGACAUGUAUUUAUCUGAGUCUUUCUAAAGUCCGAGACUCAAAUCCAAAACCCCUCUGUCAAAGCAAACUCAAAACCUUGCCGAUUCCGAACACCGAGUUGACUCACUUCCAGCUCACUCAUUUUCUGUGUGAUCAAUGGCAAUAAUCUCCGAUUUCGAAGAAGAACAAAAAGAGACGAAGCCUUCGACUUCGACAUCGUCGGCGACGACGACGAAGAAGAAGACGGUGUCGUUUAGUGCAAGCCUCGACCCGUCGAGUCCGCUAGGUUUUGUGGAGAAAGUCUUGGACUUUCUCGGCGAAGAGAGCGAUUUUCUCGAGAGAGAUACGGCGGAGAAGGAGAUCGCGGCGGCGGUGAAGGCCGCGAAGGAGAAGAGGAAGAAGAGGAAGGCUGCGGAGGUGGCUGCUGCGGCGGCGGCGGCGGCGGCGGAGGAGGAGGAAGAUAAGAAGAAGAAGAAGAAGGCGGUUGUGAAGGAGGAGCCUAAGGUGGUUGCGAAGGAGGAUCCUAGUUCUAAGGUGGUGGAGAAGACUGAGGAGAAGAGUAAGAGUGACUCUAAGAGAGUUCCAAAUGUAGGCAAUGGCCUUGAUCUGGAGAACUAUUCCUGGACACAGACCCUUGAAGAGGUCACUUUAAAUGUCCCAGUGCCAACUGGAACUAAAUCAAGGUCUGUUGUAUGCGAGAUAAAAAAGAACCAUCUGAAAGUUGGACUCAAGGGCCAGCCUCCAAUAAUUGAUGGGGAGCUUUUUCGGCCUGUCAAGCCUGAUGAUUGUUACUGGAGCAUAGAGGAUCAGAGUGCCAUCUCUAUUCUUUUAACCAAGCACGACAAAAUGGAGUGGUGGAAAUCUAUUGUGAAAGGUGAUCCUGAAAUCGAUACUCAGAAGGUCGAACCUGAGUCCAGCAAACUAUCAGACCUGGAUCCAGAAACAAGGCAGACUGUUGAAAAGAUGAUGUUUGAUCAGAGGCAGAAGACCAUGGGGCUUCCAAGCAGUGAUGAGUUGCAGAAACAGGAGAUUCUGAAGAAAUUUAUGGCUGAGCAUCCGGAGAUGGACUUUUCGAGGGCAAAGUUAGCCUAAAUGGGACGGAUUCUGUUGAUCCUUUUUGGCAGCUAUAACUCAACCUGGCUUUCUCAUUUUAAUGUUGUUGGAACUUUUUCUCCCCCUUUAAUCCUCUGGUUCCUGAGGGUUAGAAUGGUUGACUCUGUUCAUAUGACCUGUUGGCUAAACUAUGGAUUCAGAUGAUAUUUUACAAGAUGAAAAAUAGUAAAAUUGUAGUGUUUGUGGUGGGUUU